AUGGACACUCUUCGCCUUGCUUCCGUCUCCGACUGCUCGUUCCAGUCCUCCUUCCUCGCGCCUUCCUCCCAGGUCCUGAAAUCUCGCACGGGGGCUUCCACUGUCGCCGUCUCUCACGGUGUCUCGCGUCCGUCGCCUACAGUCGCCUCUCAGUUCAGCGACUCGCAGAGGCGUCGCUACAUUUCCCCGACCCGCCGCCCCGCUCCCGGCGCCGCCGCAGCCGCGCCGUCGUCCGGCACGCUCUAUCCUACGCUCGUUGGCCCCGCCAGCUACGAGACCGACGAUGAGGGCGCCGGGACGCCAACUUGCCCGUUCGAGGCGGACGCCGCCAGCCGCGUCAUCACGGUGAGCGCAUGGGAGGAGUUCGAUUCCCUCCUGGCGGCGGCAUCCGCGCGCGGCCAGCUCGUCGUGGUGGAAACCACCUUGUCUUCGCUCCCCAACACCGCGAAGAACUACCCCAAGCUUCAGCAGAUCGCGCGCGUCUCACCCGGUCGCACGCUAUUUCUGCGACUCAUGGCUGAUCGCAGCGACGUGCUGCGUGACCUGGCGAAGUCGCUAGGCGUGAAGCAGAUUCCGUCGUACUCGAUUUUCAGGGACGGGCAGAUGGUGCACGAGGAGCCUGGCAUGGAUGUGGAUAGGCUGCUGCUGCAACUGCAGUAUUACAGCAGCAGCGGGAGCAACCUCGGGAUGAACGCCGCGGAUAGAUCCGAGGGCGGUAGCGUGUACAGCGGAAGCACGGACACGGAGCAGGACGGGAAAGUGCUUGAGCUGAACGGUCGCGAGGAUUUCUAUGAGCUGCUGCGCCGGCACGAGAACGACGAUCGGUUGGUUGUGCUGAAAGCGACGCUGACGUUCUGUGGCCCGUGCGUGCGGAUUCAUCCGACGUUGGUGAAGCUCGCGCAGCGCAUGUCGGACACUGCGGUCUUUGCGCGUGUGUUUGGUGACAAUAACGAGUCGACGGUGACGCUUAUGCGGGAGCUGAAUAUUGUCGAGGCGCCCACAUUCUUGUUCUACAGGAGGGGGGAGCUGCUGGGGCGGCUAAGCUUACCUAGCUUUAAGCUUGUCCGUCCGCGCAUGGCUUUCGCUGGGUGGCUGCGCCGAGGCAGCAGCCACCGAAGGGCCGUAAGCGCGCUGAACUCCCCGCUUCCGCUUCAGCUACUUCGACAGCUCGCUCCUGCCGCCAUUGCCGCGAGCUACCUGGCGGAAGGCUUAGCGCAAGGUUCGCCUGCUGCGGAGAGUUUCCACAGCAGGGCUACAGGCGUGUGCGGAAGCGGAGGGUCCGCGGUGCAGUCUUCCGCCAGCCCGCCAGGCGGAUGGCGGCAUCUGGGGAAUCAGGGGGGCAGCGGGGAGGAGGAUUCGGACAAUGACCAUAGCGUGGACGUCACGCCGUGGGUCCGCAGUGUCGCCAGCGGGGUGGAUCUCCUGCGCAACCCCAAGUACAACAAGGGGCUGGCCUUCACAGAGGAGGAGCGCAACCGCCUUUACCUCAACGGGCUGCUGCCUGCUGGCUAUAUGAGCCAGGACCAUCAGGUUGACAGGGUGUUGGCGAAUCUGAAAGAGGCACAGUCGGACCUGCAGCGCUAUGUGCACCUCAUGGCGCUGCAGGAGCGCAACGAGCGGCUCUUCUAUCGCGUGCUGGUGGACCACGUUGAGCAGCUCAUGCCCAUCGUCUACACCCCCACAGUGGGCCUGGCGUGUGAGCGCUUUGGGCUGCUGUUCCGGCGGCCGCGGGGGCUGUUUGUGUCGCAGCGGGACCGCGGGCGGGUGAUGGAGCUGCUCAAGAACUGGCCGGAAAGACGCGUGCGGGCGAUUGUGGUCACUGAUGGGGAGAGAGUGCUUGGGCUUGGGGACCUGGGAGUGCAGGGCGGGCGGGUGAUGGAGCUGCUCAAGAACUGGCCUGAGAGACGCGUGCGGGCGAUUGUUGUCACCGAUGGGGAGAGAGUCCUUGGGCUUGGGGACCUUGGCGUGCAGGGCGGGCGAGUGAUGGAGCUGCUCAAGAACUGGCCUGAGAGACGCGUGCGGGCGAUUGUUGUCACCGAUGGGGAGAGAGUCCUUGGGCUUGGGGACCUUGGCGUGCAGGUGCGUUGCUUGGAUUGUCUGGGCGUGCGGGUGUGGGAAAGGCUGUUCUAUGUUGCAGAGGGACCGCGGGCGAGUCAUGGAGCUGCUGCUUAA
This is a messenger RNA of Closterium sp. NIES-65, 2172 nucleotides long. NCBI's taxonomy places the organism in Eukaryota, Viridiplantae, Streptophyta, Zygnematophyceae, Desmidiales, Closteriaceae. The record is from the annotation of a GenBank genome assembly.